Messenger RNA from Homarus americanus (American lobster), 849 nucleotides. Its product is annotated as N66 matrix protein-like. Bases 1 to 849 code for a protein of 282 amino acids. The record is from RefSeq and is a predicted model, not a curated record. The transcript has a single exon. NCBI's taxonomy places the organism in Eukaryota, Metazoa, Arthropoda, Malacostraca, Decapoda, Nephropidae.
AUGGUAGCAACAGUAACAGUAGCAACAGUAACGACAGCAACAGUGACAGGAACAACAGUAACGGUAGCAACAGUAACGGUAGCAACUGUAACGGUAGCAACAGUAACGGUAGCAACUGUAACGGUAGCAAGCAAUUACAACGGUAGCAACAGUAACGGUAGCAACUGUAACGGUAGCAACAGUAACAGUAGCAACAGUAACGGCAGCAACAAUGACAGGAACAACAGUAACGGUAGCAACAGUAACGGUAGCAACUGUAACGGUAGCAACUGUAAUGGUAGCAACAGUAACGGCAGCAACAGCAACGGUAGCAACUGUAACGAGAGCAACAGUAACGGGAGCAACAGUAAUGGUAGCAACAGUAACGGGAGCAACAGUAAUGGUAGCAACAGUAACGGGAGCAACAGUAACGGUAGCAACAGAAACAUGAGCAACAGUAAUGAUAGCAACAGUGACAGGCGCAACAGUAACGGUAGCAACAGUAACGGUAGCAGCUGUAACGAUAGCAACAGUAACAGGAGCAACAGUAACAGGAGCAACCGUAACGGUAGUAACAGUAACGGAAGCAACAGUAACGGUAGCAACAGUAACAGAUCAACAGUAACGGUAUCAACAGUUAAGGUAGCAACAUUAACGGUAGUCAACAGUAAAGGUAGCAACAAUAACGGUAGCAACAGUAACAGGAGCAACAGUAACGGAAGAAACAGUAACGGUAGCAACUGUAACAAAAGUAACGGUAGCAACAGAAACAGGAGCAACAGAAACAGGAGCAACAGAAACAGGAGCAACAGUAACAGGAGCAAUAGUAACACCAAAGACAACAGUAGUAAACAAGACGCCAUCUUAUAA